UAAGCAAGAUAUCAAGAACACUUAUUAAAAAAUUAAAUAAAGAUACACUCAUUUCACACGUGGCGUAUGUUAACAAGACUUAUCCACUUCCAUUUCCAUUCUAAAAAUCGAAAAAAUUCCCGAAAAAAUCUCUCUUUAUUAUUCCAUCUUUACUUCACUCAAUCAAAUUCCCAUUAUUUUCUCAUAAUAAUCUAUUAUCCAUCCUCCAAUUUCCCCCAAAAUUCCAUAAACCCUAAAAAAUUCAAUCAAAUUCACCAUGGGCGGCGGCGGAGCCAUGAGAGCGGCGGCGAAAGUCGCCGGACUCGGAGCAAUGACCGGCGGAUUUCGCGCGGCGAGUGGAGCGGCUGAAACUCAGGUGAACUUAGCGGCUCGAAAAACGGUUCGACCGGUUUCUUCUGGGUUAGCAUCUUCGACCGGUGGAUUGACGGUUGAAGAAACGGUUCAGAAACCGGCUUGGGAGAUUGAUGAUUGGGAAUUUGCUGGUGUUGAAGAUGAAUUCGUUGUUGACCGGGUUGAUUCGGGUCAACCCAGAUUGGUUUUUGGUCCUGUUCCUACUAUUGAAGAAACUAAGGAAGCUACUUCUGAACUUAAAGAUGCUCUUGAUCAGGUAUAUCUCUCUUCACCAAAAUCUUCUGGAAGUGUGGACUCAUUCCCAGCUUUCCAUGAGACUAAAGCUUGCAUCACUCAGGAAUCACGUGUGCCAAAAAGUGCAAUGCAGGCGUUUAGGUUGCUCAAAGAAAGCCCUGCUGCUCAGACUGUAGUUGCUUCAAUUGCUUGUGAUCCUAAUGUGUGGACUGCUGUUAUGCAAAACCCAAUUCUUGUGGAGUAUCUCGAAUCAGAGAAAAAAGCUACUUUAUUUGAGAGUCCUGAGUUGGAGAAUCAAGAGUCUACAAAGAGCUCAGUAAAUUCUCCUGAUUACGAUGAUAAUGAAAAGCCUGAUGGUCUGAUGGCUUUGCUAGAAAAUGUAAAGCUUACAGUAGUCGACAUGGUUCAAAACUUGACUGAAAUGGUACAGAGCUGGUUUGCCGUCCCAGAGACGGAUAAAAGAGCUGGAUGUACUGAUGAUAACUCCAGGAUUUACUUGGCCGGAGGUUCAUUCAUGGCACUUGCCAUGAUGGUGAUCAUGGUGGUAGUGAUGAAGCGAGGUUAGACUUGAAAUUCCUCAGCUGUCUAAUUUGUCGAUCCUUCAACAUCUAGUCGUUUUUUGCUUGCAAAGAACUAUAACAGAGUUCAGGUUUUAUUUGAGUGAUAUCAAGUGUCAAUGCACGGUAAAUGUUAUGUUAGUACAUUUCUCAUUUCGGUACGUAUAUGGCUUUCUGAGAAAUGUUAGUAAUCAUCGGAAGACAUCCUUGUACAGUUAAGUUAGCGAAGAAUAAUUGGAAGACUCUUUAAUAGGUAUAUGAAGGAAUUUUCUGUGCUUUAUUUCUUAAGUGUAUUUAUUACCUAGUUGAGAGAGUCUAUGAUGAUAAUCUGUAAUAGCAAGGUUUACUA
This is a messenger RNA of Chenopodium quinoa (quinoa), 1491 nucleotides long. RefSeq lists its product as uncharacterized. Bases 257 to 1150 code for a protein of 297 amino acids. Lineage: Eukaryota; Viridiplantae; Streptophyta; Magnoliopsida; Caryophyllales; Amaranthaceae. The transcript is spliced from 4 exons. The record is from RefSeq and is a predicted model, not a curated record.